AAUGUGAAACGUCAAACAAACUCAUUGAAGAUGUAAUCAAGUUUUAACUUAAUGUUUGUGAAAGAGAAGUGACAUGCUAAAAGAAAUAACCUUAACUGACCCUCUGAACAUUCACGCCGGAGAUGUAUAUCUUUAUCUAUUUUGCCCUUAGCAUCUGAUAUUUCACACAGUGCAACAGAAGGACUUUUUUUUUAAUGUUUACGUAUAUUUCAAGAGUUGUUGUCGUCAAGAGACUUUAUACGGUACUUUUGGGAACGUUAUUGACCAGCUGAAGGCCAAUGUGGAAUGCUUCCUCUUGACUAAAUUGUGUAUUUGCGCGUAAUACAUGCAGAUCGGCUGCCCAAUGAAAGUCUUAUUUCAUUCAACGCCACAUUGGGCAACUUGCCCAUGAAUGAUGAGGAUGAAAUGAUGAGGACAACACAACACCCAGUCCAUGAGAAGAGAAAAUCUCCAACCCUGCCGGGAAUCGAAUCCAGGCCAACUUGCAUGGGAGAAGAUGGCAUCAGGGAAAUGCAGAAGUUCUGUUUGUGGUGCAACUCUCAUCAAACAAGAGCCAGUUGAGGCUGACCCACUUGCAUCCCCAGAGCAAGAGAUCGAGCACUUAUCUGUUAAGCAAGAAACUCCUGUUGAUGCCAACCCACUUGCAUCCUCCAAGCAAGAGAUGGAGUAUGUAUCUGCUAAGGAAGAAACUCCAGAGUGGGAUGUGCCUGAUGACCACGAUAGUACACAUGAUCCACAAAGCAUCAUCAAAGAGGAGUGUUCAUCUUCAGAAGACUUUCUGAGCCCUAGCGCUCCCAGUAUUGAGGACGACGACGAGGAAGACGAGGAUGCAGUGAGUGAGGAUGACUUUGAGGAGCUCAAGCAUGAAGUGGAGUCAAGAAGUAGUGGCAGUGAAUCAGAAAGUUCCAUCGGUGUUGGUGUGGACAACGACAACGACACUAGCGGAGACAACAGCGGUUUGAUUACCAGCAUUCCACUGCAUUCGUGCAGUGUGUGUCACAAAAUGUUCACAAAGAGUACCUAUUUGAAGAAACACUUCAGAGUCCACAGUGGUGAACGCCCAUACAGCUGUGGCGUUUGCAACAAGACUUUUGCGCAAAGUUGGGCACUGAAACAGCAUUUGCGGCGGCACACAGGCGAACACCCAUACAACUGUGGCGUUUGCAGCAAGGCAUUCAUGCAAAAAUCUGAUCUGAAGAAGCACUUCCGGGUGCACACUGGUGAACGUCCGUACACCUGUGACGUUUGCAACAAGGCUUUUGCACAAAGUAGUGCGUUGAAGCAGCAUUCACGAUUGCACACUGGUGAACGACCAUACAGCUGUUGUGUCUGCAGAAAGACAUUCAGAGACAGUGAUAAACUGAAGAAUCAUUCACGAUUGCACACUGGCGAGCGUCCGUACGUCUGUGGUAUGUGCAACAAGACAUUCGCUCUAAGUGCUUCACUGAAGCGGCAUUCACAAGUGCACACUAGUGAACGCUCGCAUAGCUGUAGUGUUUGCAACAAGACAUUCAGACACAGUAGUAGCCUGAAGGACCAUUUGCGAAUUCACAGCGACGAACGCCCCUACGUAUGUGGCAUUUGCAACAAGACAUUCGCUCAAAGUUGGGCACUGAGGCACCAUUCACGAUUGCACAGUGGUGAACGCCCAUACAGCUGUUGCAUUUGCAGAAAGACAUUCAGAGACAGAGAAGAAGUGAAGAAGCAUACACGACUCCACACUGGCGAGCGUCCAUACAUCUGUGGUGUUUGCAACAAGACUUUCGCUCUAAGUUCUUCGCUGAAGCGGCAUUCUCGAGUGCACACUGAUGAACGCCCUCACAGCUGUGAUAUUUGCAACAAGGCUUUCAGAUGCAGUAAUAGCCUGAAGAAGCAUGUGCGCAUGCACACUGGCGAGCGCCCGUACGUAUGUGCUGUUUGUAACAAGACAUUCGCGCAAAGCUGGGCGCUGACGCAGCAUUCACGAUUGCACACUGGUGAACGCGUACACAGCUGUGGCAUUUGCAACAAGACAUUCACUCGAAGUUCUGCACUGAAGAAGCAUUCACAGCUGCACACCGACGAACGCCUAUGAAGCUGUCAAGUGUUUCAUAUCCCUUUACACCCUGAAAUAUUUUUCAUUGUGCAAGAACUGCAGGUAGCAUUAUUAUAGUGUCCUGAUGUCAUUGAUUGCAGAAAAAAUACUGCGAACAAUUUUUCAUUUAUAACUAUCCAAAAAAGCACAAGCAUGAUCAUACAGGUCAGGUUUUAAUUCAGUAGACAGUUCAUAUGAUUUCGUGCUGUCAUCAAAAAUAUUAAAAUCAUAGCAAGAAUGUUUUAAUAAUUACAUCAUAAAAUCAAACAUUA
Molecule: messenger RNA, 2346 nt
Organism: Schistocerca nitens (vagrant locust)
Lineage: Eukaryota; Metazoa; Arthropoda; Insecta; Orthoptera; Acrididae
Product: zinc finger protein 501-like
Exons: 9
Coding region: 434-2074 (546 amino acids)
Cellular component (GO): nucleus
Source: RefSeq, a predicted model, not a curated record